AGAAGUCGCGGUAUGUUGAUCCGCCAAGCGCGUUUUUUUGAUCACUGGGUGAUGUGAUCACGAUUUGUGAAGCGUGUCGAGUUCGGAACGCGCGGAGUGAGAUAUGAAUCAGCACUUGAUUCGCAGUUCGAUCGUUCUGGGGAUUUUGAUGGCUUGCGCACUUGCAGCGGGGGAGAACGCCGACUGUGAGCAAGUUCUUCAGGCCCAGAAGCAAGGGUACAUCUCCGCAGAUGACUUCGAAAAGAAUCCUCUCUGUCGUCGAGUGUUCAUUUCUCGUGGGGACGAAAAGUUGAGCUUCAGCUUCAUUCGAGUUGAAAUGGCCGAGAAGGAAAAACUGGUGCUUGAAUUCAACGGGGAACGUCACGAACUCGGACCCGAUACUUCUUGCGAACUGUGCCUUCCGAAAGUUGUGACAAGUAAGCUGAGCAUUGCACUGGUCCCGGUUCGACGCCUGAAUGCAUCAACUGCGAAUCCACCAUCGAGUCAAGCUGUUCGCGAGAAGUCCCUCGACGAGGUGAUGCGAAGUCCGAAUCUCACCAUCGACAUCCACGAUGUGAUGAUCAACGACGUCAACUUUGCGUUUGAACGAGUCGAGUCCAAGUUUACGAUUCUGUAUCAAACUUUUGAUCCGUACGCGUGUCCUGCCCCGUCGUUGCUCUCGUUACCGAAUGGCUACGUCAAGGGGAAGGAUAGUAAAAUCGGCGCCGAGAUCGAGUUCAAGUGCAAAGUGCCGUUUGAUCCUGUCGGUGCGACCAAAGCUCGAUGCAUCGUAUCCGAAGGAAUUCCGCAAUGGUCUGCAGAACAGCCCAAGUGCCUCAUCAAAUGCGACCCCGGAAAAUUCUUGGUCCGGAAAGUGACCAGGAUUCGACCCCCGGGGGCAUUGCCGGCUCUAUCAAAUCCAGGCUACGAGGUCAAUAGCGUUUCCGGCGGUUCGGAAGUUUGCAAAUGGGAACUUCGCGCUCCCGAAGGCAGCUUUGUGCAACUGCGCAUUCAUUACGUUGACUUGCCGAAUCUCGGAGACGACCUGAGCUUCCUUUCCGUCAAGUCUGAAAGCACCAAGGACCCGAUUUUGCUGACUGGGGUCGUGCCGCCGAGGAAUCUCACAGUGCCGGCGGCGAGGGUUUGGGUCGAGUAUUACGGCCCGAGGGAAACGUUCUCGUCCCGACUGGGGUUUUACGUGACCUAUUCUGCCCGUCCAUCCUUCUCGUGUUCCUUGCCGAAAGUGAACGGCAUGAUUUACGUGGAGGAUCAGGGCUCGGAUGCGGAUGUCGUGGCUACUGUGAGCUGCGCCCCGAGGUUUUCUCUACCUCCGGAAGCCACUGGUGCCGUGGCGUGUUAUGAGAAUGGAACUUGGGAAUCGGAGUUUCCCGAAUGUCUACUCAAUGAAGUCGCUGAAGGGGAAGCUGAAGACGGAGUAGUUGGUCAAGUGGUGGCAGAUGGAAGCGGAUUGUGGAAUGGCACUUCGGACUUUCAACCCGGAGACAACUACCCAUCUUUUCUGGACGAUUUUGAGGAGAACGAAACAUCCGUUGGGAACCACGUGAAUUCGUCGACGCAGAAUACGAACGCAACGGACAUCGUGAACGUGUUCGAGGUCGUGAUCGUAGAUAAGGACUCCGAAGACUCUUCCUCGUCGAAUCCGUUCCUCGUCGGCGGCGUGGACUUUCGUAACACGCGAGUCCUCGGCUUGCCGUUGUGGCUCGUUGUCGUCGUUGCUGCCGGGGCAGGGAUCCUCGUGAUCCUCGUUUGCGUGUCCGUGAUCGUCGUUGUGUUCGUGUCGCGGCGGAGGUAUCCCGGGGUCGGGUCUGGUGGCCCGUUGGGGCUCGGCCGCAAGUUUGACACGUUCGAGAACCCGAUUUACUCGCGGGUCAAUCUCCGCCCGCCGCCGACCCUGUCGUCCUACGGCAACGGAUUGUCGCCGGAUGACUCCAAGGCCUCGCCAGUUUUAACCAAAUCGCCAAAGGUAAACGGACUCUUUAGUGAGGUCUUCACUGCUGAUCGUGGACCCGUUUUUGACGUGACGCAGUGCCGUAUUUAUUUGAGUACCACGCGCCCUCAUGUGCACGACAUGGUGCGUGAUACAGCGGUCACGGAGAAACUGACCGGAACCAGUGAUGACGACAGCGGCGACGACGACACAAAAGACAAUGCAUGUAAAUGCCACUAGUGCGACUAUAGAGGCGACCAUUUGUUUUGUUUUUGUUUCCGAUUUGUACGGCAACCUCCGAUCGUUCAGUCCGAGCGUGUUUGAGCUUGGUCGGUGCUGUGUGGGCGACAUUUUGAAAGUUGAGCGUUUUAUUGAGGCAUUCGUCGGUUCGACAGAACUGAGCUUCCGCUGGGUCGUUUCAUUUUUUUUUUAAACUUUAUUUCAUUGAAUACUGCAGUGCUGUUCUGGGCAGACGCAUUAUGUCCUUCGAAAUCGGCUGCUUCUUUGUGGCAACCCCACCUGGAACCUGCAGUGAGAGAGAGAGAGAUGUCGGUACUGGGUAUUCAUGGACAGACUCGGAAAAAUUCGGUACAAGUCGCGGUCUUGCAAAAAAUUCUUGGGAUACUCAAUACGUCACGAGAUUCAAGUUCUGAAAUGGAAUGAGUACUGGGUUAAAUGUGAUACUGUACUCAUACCCCGUAUUUACCUGAGUUAAAUGUGCAAUUCUUCAAAAACCUCUGUAAAUAAGAAUAGAAACCCGAGAUUAAUUAUAGAUGAAUUGAAUUGCCUUCAAUUUGGUAUAUUAAUAUCAACAAUUGAGCAUUGAACAAGUUGCCAAAGGUUCUGAUGAACUCGUAUCUUUCUGUGGUGAAUAUCUUUUUUUUCUAAUUUUUUUUUUAAAAUAUGUGCACAAGAAUGCAUUCGAACUUGAUACACCAGAGAAAAGUGCACCUUUUUCCCUUGAUUCGUGCUGAUGCAUUGAUUUUUAGAAAUCGCAUUCUCACAGUCAAGUCAAGUCGAAGAUUUGAAUAUUAAAUUUAGAGAAACCAUGAAUUUCGUGCGAGAUCAUGACUUGGUUCCGAAUUCUUCAGUCCGUCGUGGAUGAUUUCCUCUUUUUCGAAUGAUCUGAGAAGGCGUUUCCAGCUCUGUCUCCUUCCUUUUUUGUUGAUCUCGUUAUCUGUCUGUCCAAUGCGCGUAUUCAGUGAUGAAGUGACCCAGUUGAGUUUUUUUUAGAGAAAUUCGUGAGUAGAGCUUGCUUUUACGUUGGAGUGAUCAUAUUCGAGUGUUGCUGGCGAGGGGGUUUUUUGACGGACGGUAUUCACGUUGAAUACUUGAGAGAGACAUUCCUUCAGAAUUCUCUACAUUAUUUGAUUGCAAAAAUCCGAACUCUCUUUAUGUCUUGCGUGUGAGUGAGAGAGAGAGAGUUAGAGAUGAAGCCGUGUUACGUGGCAGACACGGAAGGAAAAGAAUAAUCUCCCUAGAUGCAUGAUUGGAUCUGAGAACCGGUUAGCAGACGAAUUGAUGAAUUGUUCUAGUCAAGAUCGCCUUACUGAAGACCGGAAAAUCCCGACCAAGUAUUUCUCGAAAUUUUUCUCCCUCCUGGAUCCCACUUGGGGCUUGACUGUGGAGUGUCUUUUUUGUUGUUUUCCUCCCCUUCGAGGCUGUGUCCCUGGAAUCUUGUGUGCGAAACAGGAAGAAAAAGACGGAACGGUUUGCGACUCAUUUUUGUUGGGUGAUCUUAUACUGACUGAGUCAACUUGCUCACUUGACUUGCGGAGGCUCCAUCCUUCUUAAUCAAAUGCGCGGAUUUCAAUGUCUCAAUCGAGAGAUUCGAUUAACCUCGAGCUUGUUUAUUCUAUCUUGAUGGUGUUUAGUGCUGAGCGAUUCCCGCUGAUGGUCCUCAAGCGAACGCAUUUUGGGGCAUUACUUGCUCAAACACGCGCUCCAGGUUUAUCGCGUCUUUGUUUGAACUUGUUUACUUUGCUACUUGGGUUUUUGUGUCUGGUUUCAGGAAUUCAUGAAUAAAAUGGAAAUGCGAUGCUGUCAA
Molecule: messenger RNA, 3974 nt
Organism: Notodromas monacha
Lineage: Eukaryota; Metazoa; Arthropoda; Ostracoda; Podocopida; Cyprididae
Source: the annotation of a GenBank genome assembly